CCUCCACCUACCUGAGGCAAGGACUAACGACCUGACGCCCUCUUCUGCUCCCGCGCCAAGCACUCGCCGAUGAGCGGAAUGUUCAACGCUAAAGAUCUCUCCAACGUUAACGUCACGCCGGGCCCCCACGUCGUCCCGGCUCCUGCCGUCGCAGGCACGAUGCAGGGCAUCUUUCAGAGCCCCAACGGCAACAUGAACCUCAACAUCACCGGGACUUUCUACGUCACCGAGCCGCCCGAGGAGACAAAGCAGGACGGGCUGGCCGAGACGCCAAACAACAACAACCCCGCGCCGCCGCACGUGCCUGGACGCGAGAAUUUCGGCAAGGGCGGCGCGAAGCGCCACCGCAAGGUGCUGCGCGACAACAUCCAGGGCAUCACUAAGCCCGCCAUCCGCCGCCUCGCGCGCCGCGGCGGCGUCAAGCGCAUGUCCGGCCUCAUUUACGAGGAGACGCGCGGCGUCCUCAAGGUGUUCCUCGAGAACGUGAUCCGCGACGCGAUCACCUACACCGAGCACGCGCGCCGCAAGACGGUCACCGCGAUGGACGUCGUCUACGCGCUCAAGCGCCAGGGCCGCACCCUGUAUGGCUUUGGCACGUAAUCCUGCUUCGUUGCUCCUCACUGUCUCCGCCUCACAAGCGUGUUUUCGGGCGAGCUGUGUGUGAGCGGGCUCUGCGGGCUGGCGCCGCGGUGCCGCGGGGCGUGCCGGCAGGUGGAGGUGCAGCCCCCCGGGGGUGCGCCGCGCGCGCGGUGCCGGUGGCGGAGGAAAAAGGAUGUAUCGGAUAAACGCGGCGCGUGAGG
Molecule: messenger RNA, 800 nt
Organism: Emiliania huxleyi CCMP1516
Lineage: Eukaryota; Haptophyta; Isochrysidales; Noelaerhabdaceae
Exons: 3
Coding region: 70-600 (176 amino acids)
Biological process (GO): nucleosome assembly
Cellular component (GO): nucleosome
Molecular function (GO): structural constituent of chromatin; protein heterodimerization activity; DNA binding
Source: RefSeq, a predicted model, not a curated record